Molecule: messenger RNA, 936 nt
Organism: Argentina anserina (silverweed cinquefoil)
Lineage: Eukaryota; Viridiplantae; Streptophyta; Magnoliopsida; Rosales; Rosaceae
Exons: 3
Coding region: 1-447 (148 amino acids)
Source: RefSeq, a predicted model, not a curated record
AUGCGCCGAGAAGAGAAGCGAAGCAAGUUCAACGAGGCUGUCGUCAACACGCUUUUUCCUCCUCCUCCUCCAUCACCACCGCCCAAAGAUGAGGACGUACCCUUCAACGUUUCACGUCAAGACUUCGGACUAGAAAUUGGGUCUUCAGCUACCAGCGGGGAUGAGGAUGGCGAUGGCGAAAGUGAGACGCAUGAGCUCACGAGGGCCCAGCGGAAGAGACUCCGGAAGAAGAAGCUCAAGGAAGACGCUUCUCGACGCAAGCAAAUCAUAGGGCCUCUUCUCCCUUCGACAAUUGAUGAAGGUGGGAGUUGCAGUCCAGAUGUUCGACGAAAUGCCUAUGAGGAACCAAGUGAUCAGCCCCCUCAACCGGAUUGCGGUAAUCAGAAGAACAAGGUGAAGCAAAGAAGGAAGGCGAAGAAGCUGGCCAGGGAAAGAGAGAAGCAUUGAUGUAUUUCAAUUCGACCAACCAGUGAAGCUUAUGAUUUGGCCUCUGAAAAGUUAGACUUGGUCUAAAUGGUUAUAGAACUGUGAUACAGUGAGGGUUCCACUUUAUUUUGGACAUUGAGCACAAAUAUUCAGCAUGGCUUUGCAUCUUUGCUUACAAUAGAGCAUCAUUACAAUGAAGAAUGCUGGGCGAAAAUGUGCAGACUAACAAAUAACUAUGGUUUGUGGGAGCUGCUAAUGUUACUCAACAAAAUUAAGUACAUAGCGGGGUAACUAUCAUACAUUUACUUACAAGAAAGAUUAAAAAAAAACAGUGCACUGCAAAAUUAAUAGGGUAAAUGGAUGAGAUAAUUUCUUGAUUUAGUGAUCUUAAACAAAGAAAUCAAUAUCCCUGCAUAUUGCUAGAAGUGUCCUCCUGCUACCCAAAGCAAUAGUGAUUCAGAAUCAUCAGCACUCUCGUACAUGUUGUAACUUGAACCCUCAGAACCCAGU